UGUCUGUCGACCUUGCCUAACGUUAGUCCCGAAUCUUUGUUGUUAUGCCUGCGUGAGUGGAAGACUCAGAUUACGAUUGUUGUUUUCGGUUUGUCUUUUUUCAGAUUUCCAAUGUGUCAACCACCUAAAAACAACUUCGAUAGUAACUAAACCAUUUCAUUGACAUGAUCCGACACGUUUGCAUAUAUGUUGUGAAUAUUUUCAACUCAGAAUUGGGUUAACUUGCGCAAAAGUAGUAACCGCAACGUGUCUCGCGAAGGUCAUCGGAUGCAUAUGGGAUAAAGGCUCAGAAGUUCCCCUUCUCUCUCUCGCCAGUCAAGAUGGGAGGAGCUGUGAGCGCUGGGGAGGAUAAUGACGAGUUGAUUGACAACCUGAAGGAGGCGCACUACAUCCAUUCGGACCUGGUGGAGCGGGCCUUCAGGGCCAUCGACCGGGCCGACUACUAUCUGGAGGACUACCGUGACAGCGCCUACAAGGACCUGGCCUGGAGGCACGGCAACAUCCACCUAUCAGCCCCCUGUAUCUACUCUGAGGUGAUGGAGGCCCUGGACCUUCACCCUGGCCUGUCCUUCCUCAACCUGGGCAGUGGGACCGGGUACCUCAGCACCAUGGCGGGCCUCAUACUGGGUCCAUUUGGUGUGAACCACGGGGUGGAGUUAUAUACUGAUGUGAUUGAGUAUGCCUACCAGAAGCUAGACUACUUCAUCAAAACCAGCGAAAGCUUUGACAAGUUUGAGUUCUGCGAGCCUUCCUUUGUGGCGGGGAACUGCCUGGAGAUCCCCCCUGAGAGCAGGCAGUAUGACAGGGUGUACUGUGGGGCGGGGGUGCAGAGAGACCAUGAAGAAUUCAUGAAGAACCUGCUGAAGGUGGGGGGUAUCCUGGUACUGCCCCUAGAAGAGAAGCUGACCAAGAUCAGGCGUACAGGCCAGAGCAGCUGGGAGACUAAAAAGAUAAUCGCAGUGUCCUUUGCUCCACUGGCACUGCCCCAACAUAACACCAAUGGCGAACCCAAGGCAGUCCCACUACCCAUGUUUGAGGUGCGGACGCUGCAGGAGCUGGCUCGUAUAUCCAUCCGCCACACCCUGAGAGUGACCACGGACAGCAGGGAGGGUCACCCACGGGGCCGGGGCUCUUUUGGAGGAGGCAGGGGCCUGGGGGUCAGUGGGCUCCACAAGUACGGCCCACGUUUUAAACGCCGGCGCGUUCACCGCCGCCACUGCACCUCUGUAGUACUGGCUAACAAGCACGUGGUGAGCAGUGCCCUCCCUACCCCCGCUCCCCUGGACAACAACAAUAACCACAGGGGGGGGGAGGAGGCGCAGCGAAGGGCAGCCCGGGGGGCGGGAGAGGAGGAGGAGGAGGAGGAGGAGGAAGCAGAGAAGGAGUCAGUGGAGCUACUCCGGGCAGAGCCACCUAUAAACAUCCUGAGAGAGAGGAUUCUCUGUCUGCCCCUCCCGGAGCCUCUGAAGAUGUACCUGCUGUACUGUCGGGAGAAAUGACAUCUCCACAGAUAGAGCACACAGCAGAAACCAACAACCCCUGACUGAGUCUCUGCUACUGACUGGGUCUCUGUUACUGACUGGGUCUCUGUUACUGACUGGGUCUCUGCUACUGACUGAGUCUCUUACUGACUGGUUACUGACUGGGUCUCUGUUACUGACUGGGUCUCUGUU
This is a messenger RNA of Coregonus clupeaformis (lake whitefish), 1673 nucleotides long. Its product is annotated as protein-L-isoaspartate O-methyltransferase domain-containing protein 2-like. Gene Ontology annotation, cellular component: cytoplasm. Gene Ontology annotation, biological process: protein modification process. The record is from RefSeq and is a predicted model, not a curated record. The transcript has 6 exons. Gene Ontology annotation, molecular function: protein-L-isoaspartate (D-aspartate) O-methyltransferase activity. NCBI's taxonomy places the organism in Eukaryota, Metazoa, Chordata, Actinopteri, Salmoniformes, Salmonidae. Bases 321 to 1499 code for a protein of 392 amino acids.